This is a messenger RNA of Sphaeroforma arctica JP610, 1581 nucleotides long. RefSeq lists its product as hypothetical. The transcript has a single exon. The coding region runs from base 4 to 252 and encodes 82 amino acids. Lineage: Eukaryota; Ichthyosporea; Ichthyophonida. The record is from RefSeq and is a predicted model, not a curated record.
CAGAUGAGGGAUAUGAGUCCUGUUCUACGAGCCUUCUAUGUGUACACUGCGCUGGUGCACUACAUCCACCCCUUCCACGAUGGCAACGGACGUAUCUCGCGGUUGCUAUGUAACUCCAUACUACAGGCAUACGGCUUUGUGAGUGUCUUGCAAUACUCAGAUAAGAUCAUCACGUUUGAGGAGUAUCUACACAAGCUAGAGGCCUGUACGGAAGCAUACAGGAACAUCAGAGCGAAUAUGACUGUACGGUAACGCUGGUACGGGCCGUAUGAGCACGUGGGUUUUGGGUGGGCCCACUACACCCACAUGUACUGUGUACACGAGAUGGUGAGGGUGCGAGGACUACAGAGAUAUGGGGAGUCGUAUAUGAGAUCUGGGUCACCCUCAAGCACAGUCUCACCCAUGCAAACCACACGUAGACGAAUGUGUUUAGAACACACAGAUACCCUAAACCCUAAACCCUACUAUACUGUGCUGGAGGUCGGCAUAGAAUGAUACGCCCAGGGUUUGAUACCAAAUGGCACGGGCAAUACCCAUAACUUGGCAACCGUCUCCUGUGGGACGCUGCCGCUCGUAUACACAGACGUGCAUAACAACCCGUUAAUAUCGAAACAAGGGUAGUUGGCAAUUUAUAAAAGAACAUCUGUUGCCGUAGGAGGGGUCUUGCUGAGCCAGCAUGUAGGGUCUAGGGUUUACGAUAGCACGAGAGACUCGGACAGACAGCGCUCUGGAGAGGAUCGAAUGGACAGCUGGGUUGGCGUUUGCGUACGACAGUACCCACGCCUGCGACUGCAUUUGUUAGACAAUGCGAUGUCGUAUAUUGCAGCCCUAGGAUAGUACGAGGUCUGAUUCUGCAGGUGUUAGGACUGUGGUCACGGUUACUGGUACACACACAUAUAUACAACGGAAGUAGUUCACACAUACUCAGACCCCUAAAGGGAAUGAGUACCCUCUGUACACGCAUACGUACACAGAAGGAGUAGUAUCUCGAUGACUUACACACCUACACAUAAGAAGUAUUCGUAUACACACGCACACGCCCCGACACUGCACAAAUGUCUUACACACACACACAUAGCUUACACUCCCUUAAUACACACAUACUUACACUCCCUUACAUAGAAAGUAUAGUAUGUAGCAUCAUGGCAUGAGGCCACCCAGACGGCAAUACACCAUAUGCAUGCACGAGUGACUAUCAAACCCCUCCUUGCAUAAUUUUUGGGUUUAAACCCAUAAUCCCCUUCUCGCAUGGUUUUAGUUUUAAACCCAUAGCCCCUUCUCGAAUGGUUUUAGGUUUAAAACGGCUGACUGACGCAGUAGUAGGUGUCAACGGUACAGCUAUUGUCUGGGCUAUUGUAUAGGCAAGAAGGCGAAGCGGAGGGUUGCUUUCAACUGUUGCUGUGAUACACCGCCACAUCUGGUGCCAUCACCAUGUGACUGAGAGAUGGGGCUAUGCAUCGCUUGUGUACGGUGCAGUGGUCCUGGAUGUCUCAGAGGGGAGACAAAGGUGCAGGUACAGCUAAGGUCAUACAAGCGACCCCGUGCAAUAAAAUAGGGCAACACUAUAUGGCUAGCCCAAAG